AUGAGCCGCUCGAGUGACAAGCAAAUGACCGACAAGGAGGUCUCGGCCGCCUUUACUUCAUUUUACCUUCAGCGGGCCACUAAAGAGUUCGCAGAGGACCUCGACAAGAUUCGCAAUGCUGAUGAUUUCAAGAGCGAAGCAAUUCCCACUCUGGUCAGCGCAUUGUCCCAGGGUACCGCCAUGUUCUCGUCAGCAGAUCAGCGCAGGAUCGUCACGGCGGAUGGUCCGGUGAAGAAGUCAGCUUGA
Molecule: messenger RNA, 246 nt
Organism: Diaporthe amygdali
Lineage: Eukaryota; Fungi; Ascomycota; Sordariomycetes; Diaporthales; Diaporthaceae
Product: ribosome assembly protein 3
Exons: 1
Coding region: 1-246 (81 amino acids)
Biological process (GO): ribosomal large subunit assembly
Cellular component (GO): preribosome, large subunit precursor
Source: RefSeq, a predicted model, not a curated record